This is a messenger RNA of Prorocentrum cordatum, 2377 nucleotides long. The record is from the annotation of a GenBank genome assembly. Lineage: Eukaryota; Dinophyceae; Prorocentrales; Prorocentraceae.
GACGGAUUAGCUGAUGCUGGCUAUACGCUGCAAAAGCGAUGAUGUAUGGCUGCUCUCGCUUCUGCUUGCAAGGUAAGAUGCAGCGUGUGUGCUGGCAGAUCUGAUGGCACAGGCAGUUUAUGUCCAAGCCGAAUUUCAUUGCUCGUUGAUGUGCUGCCGCAGCGUGUUUUUCUCUGAUUGCGUCGGUCUUCUCGUUGGUGCCUCCUGCUGCCAUUUUUCCUCAUCAUCUUGCCGCCUCACCAGGCUCCCCCUCAUCAUCUCUCCGUAUUUGCUUUGUGUCUCCCUGUCUCUUCUCCCUCAACCCCCGCAUGAAGCAGUAUCAAUUUGUAUCACACGCACCCUACGAAACUGUACCAGAGCCGAAGGCAGCCGUGCAGCGCAGCCCCACUGCAGAGUCAUGCGCCGUGCGAUGGCACUGAUCGCGGGGGCGUUCGCUCUCGUCGCCGCAUGUGACGCGCUGUCGCCGGGGCGAGGGCGGGGCGACCUGGAGGGGCUCGGCGGUGAGCUCGGCGGCGGCGACGGCGCGGACUUCGGCGUCACGAGGGGCGGCAUCCCCACCUGGGCCGGCGAGGACGUGGCGGAGGCCGAGGCGGCGGCGGUGCGCGCCAGGGAGGAGGCUGCGAGGAUCGUCGCGCAGGAGGGUGCCGACGCCCGCAUGUCCGCCCGCCAGAUGGACGCCAUCAAGCGCCGCGCGGAGUCCCAGUUCCAGCAGGAGGAGCGCGAGGAGGGCCUGCUCACCAACGUGGUCGACAAGAUGGACCGCGAGGUCGACCAGGCGGACAGCGAGGUGAAAGACCUCGAGCGGAAGCUUGGGCAGCUGGAGGGCGCCGUGAGGCGCGGCCGCCUCGACAGCAGGAAGGAUGCCGGCGGCGCCGGCGGCGUCGCCGAGUGGACCGUGGCCCCGGAGGACGAGCAAGAGCCGGGCGGCACGUGGUACGACGAGAAGGUUGACCCGGCUGUCAGGCGCCAGCAGCGGGCGCUGGCACGCGAGGAGAAGGCGUUCGGCCAGGAGCAGAGCCAGGAGGCCAAGCUGAUGGUGCACGCGCGCGGGUUGGUGGACCGGUCCAAGGCCCAGGAGAGGAUGUACCUGCAGCGGCGCGGGGCGCUCGAGCACGACCUGAAGGUGAGGUUCGUGCAGGAGGCGGGCGCCCUGCGCCAGGCGGCGGCGAACGGCACCCUGUCCGAGGGCGAGGCGCUGCGCCUGCUCGACAUCACCAGCGGGGACCUGGCCAACAUGACCCGCACCCUCUCCGGCUUCGGGCCCAAGGACGUGCCCGCCCUCUGGAUCGAGGAGCGCCUCGAGGCCUCCCGCAGGAAGUCCGCCGCCUCCUCGGCCAAGAUGGUCGAGGCGAUCAGGCACAAGCUGGAGACCUUCAAGAGCACCCACCUCGACUACGACGACAAGCAGUUCUUGGCACGGCUGGCCCAGCUGUUCAGCGAGGCCAAGGCCGAGAUCAAGGAGUUCGAGGAGACGAGGGACAUGAUCAUGAAGCGCCUCCAGGGCUGGGACAAGUCCAACGGCGAGAAGCUCACGUACACUCUUGCCCUGGCCAUCGACGGAGCGACGAGCAGCGGUGAGUUCAGGAGCCACCUCCUGCGUGCUGACACGGACAGCCUUCGCCACGCGGACAUGGGCCAGGCGUGCGAGUUGCUCGGCAACGUGAUCCACAGCAGCAUGCAGCCGGCCUACAAGAGUCUCCAGCAGCAAAAAGCGACUCUCGACGGCAUGAGCAAAAUCGUACCAACCAUCACCGCGACGAUGCCGUCCUACAUUCAAGAGACCAUGGCGAACCGCACCGCCGCUUUGCUGGAGAUGGCCUACGGGGAGAAUCUGGCACUCAAGGAGACCGCUGCCAACAUCCUGAAGGAGGCCUCGCCGGUCGUCCUGAGCCGCCUCCACUGCGCCAUGCGCAGCGCCUCCCUGCGCCCCGGCUUCGCUGCCGCCGUCGCCGCUGCGGCGCUGGCCUGGCUGGCACAGUGAGGGGGCGGCUGCGAGCGCCCCUCCUCCGCCGUCGCGUGCCUCGAUGGCCCGGCCCGUCUUCCCUCCCCUCGCCCGCGCCGUCUCCGAGCUCCGUCCAUCCCUCUGUAGCACGCGCCGCUCCUCGUCCUGCUGCUCCCGCCCCUCCUCUGGCGCAUCCUCCCCAAUUGCUGCUCCGCCUGCGGCAGAUCGGCCCUGCAUGUGUCAGGAACGCACGCGCGCCUUCGAAGUUCGACUCUUGCUCAGCACGCUCCACCUCCUCCUCCGCCUCCUCCCGCAUCGCUCACCGUGAUCCCGCUCCUCAUCCAGCCUCGGCCUCUGUGUGCGUGUGUCUCCGCCUGGGCCGCCGCCACCCGCCGCCGGGGCAGCCGCCGGGCGCACCCAGCCGGCGUUCCGGCC